Molecule: messenger RNA, 4215 nt
Organism: Echinococcus granulosus
Lineage: Eukaryota; Metazoa; Platyhelminthes; Cestoda; Cyclophyllidea; Taeniidae
Product: Epidermal growth factor receptor
Exons: 26
Coding region: 1-4215 (1404 amino acids)
Biological process (GO): positive regulation of kinase activity; cell surface receptor protein tyrosine kinase signaling pathway; protein phosphorylation
Cellular component (GO): signaling receptor complex; basal plasma membrane
Molecular function (GO): ATP binding; transmembrane receptor protein tyrosine kinase activity
Source: RefSeq, a predicted model, not a curated record
AUGCUCCGGAUUUGGACAAACGCUUUCAUCCUUUUAUUGUUUUCUGGGGCCAUUUUUGCAUUUAAGCUAUCCCUUGCCCCAGAAUACAAGGAUAUAAAAAUAUGUCGAAGCAGGAAUAUUGAUUGCCGCAACUCGAUGAAUCCUAAAACCUUACUUGCAUACUAUAAAAGACAGUAUUCUCAGUGCACACAUAUUAUAGGCAAUCUUGUUUUGUGCAACUUAAAACGACUAGAGGAUGGUAGUGAUCCUGAUCUCUCCUUCCUGAAUUCAAUUCGAGAAGUAUCCGGCUAUGUUUAUAUAGGCAAUAAUGAGGUGAAACGGAUACCACUCAUCUCAUUACGGAUCAUUCGUGGACGCGUACCAUAUCACGUUGGAAAUGUCGGUGAUGGAGCCCUAAUUGUGACUCGCAAUGCCAAAAAUUACACUCAUGGAUUGGAAGUUUUGGAUCUUCGUAGUCUUGCCGGUGAGAUUUGUUGUGCCGCAAAUACAAUAAAGUUGAUACAGGAGCACAAUAUAAUAGCAUGGGACAAUCCAAUGCUAUGCCACUUCCAAUACACCGUCGACUGUCCACAGCUCUUCGUGGAUGUGAAGAAUCAGAGACGACUGAGUGUCUCUAAGGAGAAUCUCAUAUCUGGCAGUGGCUGCGAUUACGAAGAGGAGGUGGAAAUCGGAGGACGACGAGGCAGAGGAGGAGAUUGGGUUGAGCAUAAAGCCACGAUCACAUCGACCAUCACAUCAGGCCGCCAAACGGACACUUGCAACCCGGUUUUUGGAAAAUGCAUCCGUCUCAGCGCUGUUGUUGUUGCUGUUGGUGGAGCCGCUGUUAAUGUUAUUGUUGUUACAGCUGCAGCAUCUUGCACUCUACCAACAGUUGUCCGGCCUUUGAACGAGCAGAUUGAUUGGGAGUAUACAGGGCAUCGAGGUUGCAUGGGUUCGGAGUUCGCUUCCUCUUCAGGAGCCACCGUCGUCCGCUCAGUCUCGAGGCUCUGGCCUCGGGAUGAGCCCAGGCCCUCUGACGUCAAAUGCCGUCUAGACGGGAGUCUAGAGUACACUGGAGGCAGACAACUCAACCUUAGUGAAAACAGGACCAGCAUUGCUCCUGGGAGCAUUGUGGGGCGUAUGGAAUUUGUCUCUGUCGCAAAUCUGAGCGAUUCCAAGUAUCCACUACUGGUGCCUAGUCGACUCUUCGAUGUUCAAGUCCUUCGAGGCAACACGACCUGUCAUAGUGCCUGCUCCGAGAAUGACGAGAAGGGGCACUGCUGGGGACCGGAGAAGAAUCAGUGUCAACUUCGUUCAAAAUGUACCAAGGAAUCCACCACGUACUGCCGUUUGGACAACCCUUUCGAACGGAUAAAGUGUGAUGAUGCCUGUAUUGGCGGUUGCAAUGGUAGCACCUCGAAUUGUUGGGCGUGUCGAUCCAAGAGGAAUGGCGACACCUGUGUGAGCUUCUGUCCCCCACGCCACCAUGUGAACCCGACGACGAGUCGACAGGAGCUGAAUCCCGACUUCAAGUACGAGCUGCAUGACAUCUGUGUGAGACAGUGUCCAGGCAAAAUUACUUGCCUACCCGAGCUAACUUCCCCCUCUUUCUUCAUUUCAGAGCCGCUGUUGAAGAUGGACACGGUGUGCGUGAUUGAAUGUGACUUCAAAACAACCAUACCAGUGAAUGGCAGUUGUGUUCCCUGUGCAAAAACUCCAUGUGCUAAUCAUUGUGAACAGAAGGAUAUUUUUGGUUCGCGAUUUCCCUUGAUGACAUCUGAGGCUGCAAAGCGGAUGAGCCAGUGUGUCUUCUAUUCAGGCGCUAUCUACAUCAAUAAGGAUUCAUUCAAGGUAACAUUAAAGCGACCAGGCCUCCAAAUUGAAGAUCUCUGGAAUCUGCAUAAUAUACGCGAAAUUGUGGGCUACAUUUACCUCGAUUUGGAUGCCUCCUCACCGGAGUUGAGAAAUUUGACAUUUUUGGAGAACCUCUACAAAGUUACUACUGAAUUUUCUGAUGGAGUAUCGUUGGAUCAACCUCUGGUGAUAUAUCAUUCAAAGUAUUUGGAGUUUUUGGGACUAAAAAGUCUUCGCUAUAUGGACAUGACCGCCUAUUUGGAGGCGCUGCCAUCUUUGUGCUAUACAAGCGCUCUGGAGAAGAUUCUUCCUGUUCGAACUAAGGGAGUCAAGGAUCCAGCCACUUGCACCGCCAUUGUCUGGGAAAAAGUUCAUUUUGUACGUUUUCUACAAACCGAGAGAAAGAGGAAAAAAGAAGUUGAUUUCCUCUACACAACGGCAUUCAAAUGGAACCACAUCAAGGCACCUCGAUUGGAUCGCAUCACUACACUGCUCGCCGAUUUGGUCCGAUUUCAGUACCACCUCCAGGAAGGCCACGUGUGUCACAGUGAAUGCCUCCCCGAAGCAGGUUGCUGGGGUCCUGGGCCCGCAAUGUGUGCCCACUGCUGCACCUUCGAAGCCGACGGUGUCUGUGUCUCCGAUUGCUCUGAGGCACCCGGGUUCUACCUCCCCCCGAGCUCUGCUGUCUCCACGCUCACGUCGAAAUUUCGUUGUCACACGUUGCCACUUUCAAUGAAACAAGUGGCACAAAUGCAGGAGGAGGAGGUGUUAGCGGCUAUCCGACCUGCGGUGAAGUGUGCGCGAUGUCACGAAGAAUGCGCGGAGUCGUGCACUGCACCUGGGCCGGAUCAGUGUCUGGGCGAAUGUAAGCAUUUCAAGUCAGGAGACACUUGUGUCAAGCGCUGCUCGAAGGAGCAGUACGCUGAGGAGAAGCAGAAGCUCUGUCAACCCUGCAGCUCCAAGUGUUUAGCGUCUCUGAAGUCCAAAUUCCCUCCAGAUGACAUCUCCGCGUGCUCUGGACCCGGCGAUUACCUCGGACUUGGGGGAUGUGCUUUCUGCUACUUUGUGAAAAAAGACAAAGCCACCUCCAAGUACCAGUGCCUGGAUAUGAAAUGUCCACCCAAACACUUCGGCAACGCGACAUCUUUGACGUAUCUGAACUUGAAGAAAGAGGAAUUUCCCUUGGUCAGUAUGCGGGCAGCAAACGCGGAUCUUCAGGAAUGCGUUCCCUGCCAUCCUGAAUGCGAGGUUUGUGUCGGUCCAGGAAAUCACGUCUCCGUUUGUCGAAAAUGUCGAAAUUGGAUGUACCGGUCGGAGUGUGUCAAUGCCUGUCCUCCUGACGACACCUAUGUGCCGAAUGCAACGGCAACAGAACACCUCUCAGAGAGGGAAAAACAGAUGUUGGAGAGGCGGGAAUGCCUACGAUGUCAUGAGCAAUGUGCUGGAGGGUGUACGGCCUACGGACCGGAGUUCUGCAACAACUGUCGCUAUGCCAAAAUCAUGAUUGAUGUGCAGGCGAAUAAGUUUAUCUGCAACUCAACAUGCCCACCAGAGCUCUACAAAAUGGAAAACACCAAUCUCUGCCUGGACGAGGAGCAGUACGAAAAAAUGUCGGGUGCAAAAAUGGCGCGUGCCCGAAAUCAGGCCCUCAUAGCGGCUGGAAUUGUCCUCCUCUUUCUCCUCAUCUUCUCUCUCGUACUUGCUGUUCUCUGCUUCAAUUACAAGGCCAAACGCAGUCGUAUUAAGGAAGCCUUAAAAUCUACCUACACUAAUAUCAAAGCACCGGAUAUGAAGGACGCAAAAUCAAGCAGGGAACCAAAUAUGGGCCGUUGGGAGAUGAUCAACAUUGAUGACUUGACUUUCGACGAUGCCAACAAUCCCAUCGGCAGAGGGGCAUUUGGUGAGGUGUAUCGAGGCAAGUGGCGAGUACCGAAGCGAGUGUUGAAUCAGUUCAAUUGGGCACGGAACACUUCGCUGGAUGUGGCUAUCAAAGUGAUUAGAUCAGCUGCACCCACAGCUCAAGGUGGUGCUGCGUCAAAUCUCGGUGCCUCUGGAUUAGACAGCAAUGUCAGCACCGUUGCAAGCUCUCAGCUGGGCGCCAACACCAUUGAUCGCAUCUCCGCUAGAAGUAAUCUCCAGGAUAUGCUCACGGAAGCCAAGGUAAUGGCCUCGGUGCAGCAUAAGAAUUGUCUGCCCCUCAUUGGUGUCUGUUUGACCCGGAAAAUGCAAUGCAUGGUGUCGAUGUUUGUGGAGGAGGGCAGUCUGGAUCGUUACCUACGCCUCCACAAGGACGACUUGAAUAGUUUCACCUUGCUUUCAUGGGCGGAACAGAUUGCUGACGGGAUGGCCUACUUAGAGGAACGUGGGAUUAUUCAUCGGUGA